Molecule: messenger RNA, 5073 nt
Organism: Chanos chanos (milkfish)
Lineage: Eukaryota; Metazoa; Chordata; Actinopteri; Gonorynchiformes; Chanidae
Gene: sipa1l2b
Product: signal-induced proliferation-associated 1 like 2
Exons: 21
Coding region: 1-5073 (1690 amino acids)
Biological process (GO): regulation of small GTPase mediated signal transduction
Cellular component (GO): cytoplasm
Molecular function (GO): GTPase activator activity; protein binding
Source: RefSeq, a predicted model, not a curated record
AUGACUGAAGAUCUGUUUGCCAAGAAACUUCAAGCCUUAAAUGGGAAUAUGGGACCUCCCAUCUCAAAUGUACAAGGGACACCAGCGGUACCCAAGAUGGGUGUCCGGGCCAGAGUGUCAGACUGGCCGCAGAGGAAGGAGAGUAGCCAGUGCCCUCCACCAAGGUAUGACAGCCUAGUGACAAGCUUCCAGAAUGGACAGCCCAAGCAAACCACACCUGAGACGAAGCAGAGCCAGGGAUCACUGUCCAACUGUGGCUGUCUUGAGACCAAGUACGGGCUGGGUGAACUCAUGAGCCAACCACCCUACAAGGGGUUUCACCCACUCCAGAAGAGGAGCAACAGUGAUGUGACCAUUAGUGACAUUGGCGCAGAGGACAUGGAUCAAACUGCCAUCAACCCCAAUACAGGUGCAUCGCUCCACCGAGAGUACGGCAGCACUUCUUCAAUCGACCGACAGGGACUAUCAAGUGAUAGCUUUUUGGCCACCUCAAAGGGAUACCAUCCAGACUCCCCAGAACAGCCAAGUGCGCCACCACCGCUAGGGUUUCCUGAGAUGCUGCGCUAUGACACCUCUCUCUCACCAAGUUUACAGACAGCAGCCCAGAUAGCACGAGGGGACUUUGUCUGCAUCUCAAACUUGGACUAUGUAGACAGCUCUCUCUUCUACAGAGGCGAGAGGGCUCUCAUUCAGAGGCAAAAAACGGACAAGAACGAGACAUCAAUUUUCAGACGACUGAAGAGCACAAAGGGUGACGGCAAGCAAAGGCAACUCGGUGAUCAUGAGGAUGGCGGCAGACUUGGACGGCCCUUAAGCUUCCAGAGAUGCUUCGCCCACUAUGAUGUACAGAGUAUUCUUUUCAACAUAAACGAAGCAGUGUCUAAUCGUGCUAACCUGGCCCGAAGGAAGAACACAACCACUGGGGCAUCUGCUGCAUCCCAACACCUCUCUGGUGUACCAGGGGAGAAUACUGAUGUCUUACCAGUAUGCGAGUCACCGCUUGGUAGUUUUGAGGACCUUGGUCAAAAAGCUAGCACUGAUCCUGAUGAAGGAGAUGGGAAGAGCAAUGAUCUGGUUCUUAGUUGCUCUUAUUUCCGGAAUGAGAUUGGUGGUGAAUCUGAGAGGAAGCUGGGACUCACAAAACCAACCAGCCCUUCUUAUGGUGCUGGAGGGGAGAGUUAUUUGUUGGAUGCCACCCUCAGUGCCCGCUGUACCAAUUCUGGGGUGUCUGUGCUUGAAGUACCUCGUGAGAAUUAUGCAGUUCAUCGUGACUACGCCAUAGUCAAACGCUAUUCCAUUGAGCAUGUUGAUAUGGGUGCAUACUACUAUCACAAAUUCUUCUACAAUAAAGAGCAUCAAAACUACUUUGGCAUGGAUGAGAAUCUAGGGCCUGUGGCUGUCAGUGUCCGCAGAGAGAGGCUGGAUGAGGGGAAGGAGGGGGUUGUGUAUAAUUACCGUGUCGUUUUCAGAACCUGUGAGCUCACCACUUUGCGAGGUUCCAUUCUGGAAGAUGCCGUGCCCUCCACGGCUAAGCAUGGCACUUCUAGAGGUCUGCCCCUAAAGGAGGUGCUAGAGUACGUUGUGCCCGAACUUAACAUCAACUGCCUAAGACUGGCCAUUAAUUCACCGAAAGUCCCUGAACAGUUGCUUAAACUGGAUCAGCAGGGGCUGAAUUUCCAGCACAAGGUGGGCAUCUUGUACUGCCAAGCAGGCCAGAGCACAGAGGAGGAAAUGUACAACAAUGAGAAUGCUAGCCCUGCCCUAGAUGAGUUCCUAGACCUGCUAGGUCAGAGGGUGCGGCUGAAAGGCUUUACCAAAUACAGAGCACAACUGGACAAUAAAACGGACUCCACUGGGACUCACUCUCUCUAUACUACAUAUAAGGACUACGAACUCAUGUUCCACGUGAGCACUAUGCUCCCCUUCACCCCAAACAACCGUCAACAGUUGCUGAGGAAGAGGCACAUUGGGAAUGAUAUUGUCACAGUCAUUUUCCAGGAGCCAGGUGCCCUCCCCUUCACUCCCAAGAACAUCCGCUCACACUUCCAGCACGUCUUCAUCAUAGUCAAAGUUCACAACCCCUGCACAGAACACGUGUGUUACAGUGUGGCAGUCACCAGAUCCAAAGAUGUGCCUGCAUUUGGUCCUGCCAUUCCCAAGGGUGUCACAUUCCCCAAGUCAGCAGUUUUCCGGGAUUUCCUGCUCACCAAGAUGAUCAAUGGAGAGAAUGCAGUACACAAGUCAGAGAAGUUCCGUGCCAUGGCCACACGUACCCGCCAGGAGUACCUCAAAGACCUGACCGAGAACUUUGCUAGUGCUACUCCCAUUGAUUCAUCAGGGGCCAAGUUCAGCUUCAUCACACUGGGCGCCAGAAGGAAGGAGCGAUGCCGUCCACGAAUCAAUGCCCACCUCCAAAGCACUGGGGCGAUCACAUGGGCAGUGGCAGCCAGGGAUUUAAACCUGUCCAUUGACAUAGGCUGCCUGCUGGCCAUCUCCAAUGAGUUUGUAGCACUUAUUGAGGAAGCAACCAAGGAGGUGGUUUUUAACUGCUACUGUAGAGAUGUGAUUGGUUGGAACGUGUCCACCCUGGCCGGUCGGGUGAAGCUGUACUAUGAGCGUGGUGAUUCUGUUGUGUUCUCAGUGCAGGAUGGAUGUGGGGAAGAUGUGCGAGAGAUCACUCAGCGGUUGGAGAUGGUCACCAGGGGUUGUGAGGCGAUUGAGAUGAUUUUGCGAAGAAAUGCACUGGGUCAGCUGGGUUUCCACGUCAACUUUGAGGGCGUCGUGGCAGAUGUAGAGCCCUUUGGUUUUGCCUGGCAGGCAGGUCUGCGUCAAGGCUGCCGGCUAGUGGAGAUCUGCAAGGUAGCUGUGGCAACGCUCAGCCAUGAGCAGAUGAUUGACCUGCUGCGCACUUCGACAACAGUCACCGUGGUGAUUGUUCAGCCAUAUGAGGAUGGCACCCCUAGGAGGGGCUAUUCAGAAAUGUACCGGAUCCCAGUAAUGGAGUACAAGACAGUGCUUGACAGCGAUGGCAUCCCAUUCAGGACGGGCACUGGCUGGCAUCGCAUGCCUUCGAUCCCAGGAGCACUGCCCCUCUCCCGGAAUUCGCCCACACAGGGGCCCUCCCCGAGCCAACAGAUGUUCCGCUACACCCAGACAGCCAUCUCCCGCAGCACCUCCUUCGACAAGAAGUAUCAGGAUGGUGCCAGGGUAAUGCAGGACUUUGAGAUGGUUCAGAGCCCCACGGGUAACCCAGGCCAACAUUACUGCAGCUCUCCCAGUAACCAGUCCACAUCCAGUGAUCCAGGCCCCUGCGGAACGUGGACCCAGAAGACACCCUAUGAAGGGUGCCAUUCACCCACACUCCAUGAGCAGCCUGAAGAUAAAGAGGGAGAGAGGGGUGGUGACAGGGAGCCCAAACUAGAGAGGACCAGGUCCGCUGUGCUGACUUCUUUUUCAGAGGCCAAGUGGCACAUCCCAUCCACAAAGAUCCUGAACCGUGGCCUGCAGAGACAAGGACCUAAAGAUUCACCUAAUAGGUUCCCUCAUUCACGGGAGAAGAGUUCCCACAGUCACUGCUCCAGUCACUCCAGUAGUAACACCCUCUCCAGUAAUGCAUCAAGCGGCAGCGACGACAAGCGCUUUGGCUCUGGUGACCCCAUGGACCCCGAGUCACUCGGUCUUACCUACAUUAAGGGUGCCUCCACUGACAGCGGCAUUGACACUGCUCCUUGCAUGCCCCCUCCUCCUCCUCCACUGCCCCUAACUGGGGUAGACAGCGCACGGGUGGUGUUGAGAGACGGGAGGGGAGAGUCAGGGCUCCCUUGGGGGCUGGAGUACCAGGGAGAAGGAGAAACAGAGGAAGAGAGAGAGAAACUGUUCAUCACUCAGGGAUAUGUCGCGACCACAGCCACUGGACACGCCACUGAUGGCAGCACAGGAGACCUGAGUGAAAUAUCGUCCCUGUCCAGUGGAUCUCGGCACUCUGGCAGUCCCUUGGAACGUGUCUCCAAGAAAAGCAACUCCAUGGAUUCCUCCAAAGUCUACAUCAUCUCCCCUACAGGCACUGCCCCAGGCAGUGGUCUAGACAAACAUGACAGCCAGUCACAAAGCAACAAGUACCUGAGCGGUUGGAAGAAGACUGAGUGUGACCAGUUAGUGGAAGAAAUGGAUCAAUCCAGAGACUGUGGUGGAUCAGAGGUGUUAUUGUCUUUUCUCCUAAAGACACUAUUACGGAAAUCAAGACAACUUUAUUUGGCAGACCCAUCUCAGCUGAUUGGUCCUGAUGGAAAGUUCCAGAACACUCUCUCUAAGGAGGGCUUCCUCAGGAUGCUGCUAUCUGAAACCCCUCCGGGUCAUGGCGACAGAGGCAAGAUUACAGCCAUUGGUCAGUCUCCUCGCCGCACUCUAUACCGGACCCUGUCAGAUGAAAGUUUGUGCAGUAGUCAUCGAAGGACACUGUCUCUGGCUAGUUCUCGGAGCUCCAUGCUGGACCAGGCCUUGCCCAGUGACAUCCUGUUCAGCAGCACCUUACCCUACCACAGCACUCUGCCCCCACGCAUGAGUCUGAACCAUGCAACUGGCCAGCUAAAAAAUGAGAUGUGGUUCUCUGAUAGUUCUCUGGCAGACAAAGCCAAACUGAUUGACGCUGGUCUUAUGCCUCUGCCUGAUGCCACCUCUGGCCUGGACUGGUCCAACCUUGUGGAUGCUGCCAGAGCUUUCGAAGACCAGAGUGUGCUAUCAUUGUGUUCUUUAACAGAAGAGGAGCAGACUAAACAUGCACUGGAGAACUCUGACGUGAUUAGCAGAAGAGUAGAACAUGCGAAAGACUCAGCUCUGGAGACAGGGGAGGGCUCUCCGACUCUACUCUCUGGGAAAGUGAACCAGCUGGAACUGAUCCUCAGACAGCUCCAGAACGACCUGAAGAAGGAGCAGCAGGACAAGGCUAUGCUCCAGGAACAAGUGCAGCAUCUGAGACAAGAUAACCUUCGCCUGCAUGAGGAGAGUCAGACUGCAGCCGCUCAGCUUAGGAGAUUCACAGAGUGGUUCCUCAACUCAAUGGACAAGAAACUUUGA